AUGCAGUGGGCACCACAGCCACCAGGGAUGGUGCUGGUCUGGUCUGUCUCCAGCCCUCUUCGCCUGUUCCUCCCCGUUUUUAUUACUACCGUUGCGGACACCUCGUCCCCGUUUCUCAGUUUUGUUGGUGCUUCUGUUUUUGCUGUUGCUGUUCUAGGGAUGCCACCGAAAUCCGAAAGGGAGAAGACGCCGGUUGGCGCCGGAGUCAAACGGUCGCGCAGCCGUUCGCCACCCGCCACGCCGCCAACGAAGAUGACCAAGCCGACUGGGAGGAGCAACACACCGUCGCCAUCGCGGUCUUUAGAGGCCAAAGCAACCACAGUCGAGCCUUCAAUGCCUCCUGCUGCUGCCCCAACUACACCCACUGCUGUUGCUGCCGUAGAGCCGCUGGCAUUGCCGAAGGACGACGCAAAAAAGACAGAGAACAGUAUCUGGAGCCAGGUGGAGCCGUUCCAGCGGCGGACCGAAGCGAAGGACUUCGAACCAGAGCAUAUGUUUAAGCUCAUCACGUGGAACGUUGCUGGCCUGCGCGGACUACUGCGGAAGGACGCCCGAGCGAUCCAGCAGCUUCUGGAGGCGGAGCAGCCAGACGCGCUGUGCCUGCAGGAAACGAAGCUGAACCCCGAAGACCCGCAGAACACCACGCUUGGUGAGGUGCCGGGCUACCGCUUCGUCGAUCACGCGUGUCGUGCAAAGAAAGGCUACUCCGGCACCCGCACAUAUAUUAAGGACACGGUCGCGGCAGAGUGGAAGACGACCACGGUGAAGGGCUUCAACACACUCAAAUCAGCGCAGAACGUCGGCCGAAGCGACGGCGAUGACGAGGGUCGGGUGUUGACGACGUAUUUUGGUACAGGUGGCAAGGACAGCAACGAAUUCGCUCUGGCGCUGGUGAACACGUACAUCCCCAAUAGCGGUAUGACACUCGAGCGUCUGCCGUACCGCUACCAGACGUUUGACGUGAAGGUGCGGCAGCACUUGUGCGCACUGUCGGCCUCCUGCAGGCCAUUUACGCGCGGCGGUGCCAACGACGCAAGCGUCGGCACGUCACCACUCACCGGAUUCAUCUGGACUGGCGAUCUGAACGUUGCAGAGCGCGACUACGACCGCUACUUCGCCGGGACGUACAAGGCAAUGCAGAAGUGCAGCGGCUUCACCCCGGAGGAGCGCGUCUCGUUCCGCGAGACGCUGCGGUUGACGGGUGCGGUGGACACAUUCCGUGCCUUGUACCCGCGGGCGGCGCCGGUGUACACGUUCUGGUCUGCACGCAUCAAUGGCCGGGCGAGGGGGCUCGGCUGGCGGCUCGACUACUUUGUCGUCUCUGCCGCGCUGGCGAGCCGCGUCGUAGAUUGUUUCACAAUGCCACACGUGAUGGGCAGCGACCACUGCCCGGUGCAGAUGUGGCUGCGAAAGUGA
Trypanosoma grayi is the source of this 1416-nucleotide messenger RNA. RefSeq names its product apurinic/apyrimidinic endonuclease. Gene Ontology annotation, molecular function: phosphoric diester hydrolase activity; DNA-(apurinic or apyrimidinic site) endonuclease activity; double-stranded DNA 3'-5' DNA exonuclease activity. NCBI's taxonomy places the organism in Eukaryota, Euglenozoa, Kinetoplastea, Trypanosomatida, Trypanosomatidae. Gene Ontology annotation, biological process: base-excision repair. The transcript has a single exon. The record is from RefSeq and is a predicted model, not a curated record. The coding region runs from base 1 to 1416 and encodes 471 amino acids. Gene Ontology annotation, cellular component: nucleus.